Molecule: messenger RNA, 930 nt
Organism: Rosa chinensis
Lineage: Eukaryota; Viridiplantae; Streptophyta; Magnoliopsida; Rosales; Rosaceae
Product: receptor-like serine/threonine-protein kinase SD1-8
Exons: 6
Biological process (GO): protein phosphorylation
Molecular function (GO): ATP binding; protein kinase activity
Source: RefSeq, a predicted model, not a curated record
AUGGGAUUGCCAGAACUCGAGAGAAUCGCUGCAACAUCUGAGGAGAAUAUAUAUGCUGUUGCCUCAAACCAGCACAUUCUCAUUAGGCCAAAGUGGCCUCUCAUUAGUGAAAUUAUGUUGAGUUUGAGAGAAGUGAUGGCCAAAAGAAAAAGUCCGAGGGAAGCAAUGUUGUAUGACAGCAUGACUCGGAGUUUCCAAGUACCAUUCAAAAAAGAAGUGAAGUUAAUUGCAAGGCUCCAACACAGAGAUCUUGUUCGACUGAUUGGUUGCUGUGUUGAUGCGGAUGAAAAGAUGCUGAUUUACGAAUACAUGGAAAAUAAAGGCCUCGAUUCUUUUUUAUUUGAUAAAGCGAAAAGGUAUUUGCUGGAUUGGCAAAAGCGUUCCAACAUUGUCUGUGGGAUUGCUCGAGGACUUCCUUAUCUUCACCAGGAUUCGAGAUUCAAAAUCAUCCAUAGGGCCCUCAAGGCAAGCAACAUUCUACUUGAUGGAGAAUUGGACCCCAAGAUAUCGGACUUUGGAAUGGCAAGAAUAUUUGGUCAGGAUCAGACAGAAGCCAAUACAAAAAAAGUAGUGGGAACAUAUGGCUAUAUGUCUCCUGAAUACGCAAUGGAUGGUCUCUUCUCAAUCAAGUCGGAUAUAUUUAGUUUUGGUGUUCUAGUGUUGGAGAUUGUCAGUGGUCAAAAGAACAGAGUAUUCUAUUAUUCAAACAAUGAGCUAAACCUCCUAGGACAUUUUUGGGAGUUAUGGAAUGGAGGUGGAUAUAAUAGAUUCAUCAGUUGGUGAUUCAUUUUGGAAUCUGAGGUGUUGAGAUGCAUGCAGGUCGGGCUUUUAUGCGUCCAAGAGCGUGCAGAAGAUAGGCCUACAAUGUCCUCUGUGGGGUCUUUUGACUACAGAAAUUUUCUGUGUUCUGAUAUUGAAAUCUACUCCUAA